AUGAUGAUACUUUACAGAAUGAGGAAGGCGCACUUCAGCGUGGACGUUAAUGUAUCCAACUUGCUCAGAAAAAAAGCAAUCCUGUUCGAAAAUGUCAAAAGGGAAAAUUGCAAAAAAGAAUUAAUAAUGGAUUAUUUCCACAUAAAAGGAGUAAAAUUGAAAAAAAAUGACAUCCACAUUAUGACCAACAUUUUGUGUAGACCGACGGGGAGGAUAAUGAUUUUGACGGACAAUAUGAAAAAGCAGAAUUUUAACUUCGACUUUGGGUCCCUCCAAGGGGGGAAAGAAGACUUACCAUUGGAUGAAAGAAGAGUGAGCAAAGAAUCUGGUGAAGAUUCGGGUGACUCCCCGAACAGUAACAACUCCAAUAGUGCUAACGAAGUGGAGGGUGCCCUCAGGUGUGAUAUCCAGGGGGACGGCAACUCGAGUGUCCAGCUGAGAGGACACAACCAAGUGAACGCUGACCGAGCGAACGGCGCAACGGAAGAAGAAGUGGAUGAAGAAUAUCGCUAUACCAACGUGUGGAAUAAGAAUUUAAAAAAUUUAUUCAAGGAGUGCAAAAUUCACCUAUGUGACGAUUUUGAAAUAGAAAAAUUUGUGGAAGAGUGUGAACGCUUUUUGCGAUUUACGGAAGAUAUCAAAAGAGUGGCAAAGUUUGAAAAUUUGGACAAAAUAAUUACCAUCAUAAAUAUUCCCAAUUGUUAUGGAAGAAAAGAAUUGGCACAAAUUAUUUACGACUGUGCUAGGAUUAAGGUAAAAUUGAAAAACAUCAUUUUCAGGUUUAAGAAAAAUGGCAUACAAUCGGACUGUGCCUAUGUCCUGUGCGAUAGUGUAAAUGAUGGAAAUAUUUUAGUUAACAAAAUGCAGGAAUAUCCCGUUGCUAAAAAAUAUCAUUUACGAGAAUUUUUUGGAACGUCUUUUUUGUAUGCUUCCAAAAGUAACCUUUUUCUCAGCUCUGAAAAACUUGAUUACGUCACCAUUUUUUCAAAGUAUAAAAUAUUCACCUGCGGAUGGCACAAGGACAUUUCCAUAAAGGAGUUUGAGAGCUUUCUCAUCACCCUUAAAAUAUUUCCCAAAAAGAUUAUAAAAAUUGACUAUCGGAUAAGGGGCGCCACCACGGCAAACCAGCAGGAGCACUCCGCAGCGAACUCUGCACACCAACCGAUGGACCAACCGAUGAACGAAUCGGUGGACCAAUCGGAAGACCACACAGACUGCAAGUACCAACUCAGCCCCGUGGAUCCUCAUCACAUUUUAAUAAGCAUCGACGAGGUGGACUCGGACGCUGUUGCUUCAGACCGCAGUAACGACCCGCAAGACGCCAACACAGCUUCGUUUAUUUUAUUUUUUGAAAACAUGCGAAUGACAAAAAAGGUUUUCACAAAACUGGAGAGACUGAAAAAGAAAUGGAAAAUAUCGGCAUCCAAAAACUUCUACGCAUACCCGAAGACGCCGGAUAUCCACUUCAACGAUGACGAAGAGUAUGACGACGAAAACGAGUAUGAGGACUCCGAUUUGGAUGAAGAAAUAGAAUAUUAA
Plasmodium coatneyi is the source of this 1539-nucleotide messenger RNA. RefSeq lists its product as uncharacterized. NCBI's taxonomy places the organism in Eukaryota, Apicomplexa, Aconoidasida, Haemosporida, Plasmodiidae. The transcript has 2 exons. The record is from RefSeq and is a predicted model, not a curated record. Bases 1 to 1539 code for a protein of 512 amino acids.